This is a messenger RNA of Sesamum indicum (sesame), 411 nucleotides long. Its product is annotated as antifungal protein ginkbilobin-like protein. Lineage: Eukaryota; Viridiplantae; Streptophyta; Magnoliopsida; Lamiales; Pedaliaceae. The record is from RefSeq and is a predicted model, not a curated record. Gene Ontology annotation, cellular component: plasmodesma.
AUGGCACUCGUUCAAAAACUCAACAUGAUCAUGACGAUCAUAUCCCUGAUCGGCCUAACGGGACUGCUUUCCGUCGCUAAGAGUGAGCCGAACACCAACGUGAAUCUCCUUUGGUGCAACGAGAAUGGGUACGCAGAGGAGGACCCAUAUGCCGACAGUGUGGCCUAUGUCCUUGCAGACUUAAUGAACGUCACGCCCUCACGCCAAGGCUUCGAUUACAGCACAGUCUCUCCAUAUGGGACGGCAGUUUCAUAUGGGCAUGCCACUUGUAACACGGGCCUCUCCAACAACGACUGUGCCAACUGCCUCGUUGCGGCCAAAGCAUCGGUGAGCAGCAGCUGCCUGAACAGCGUGGGUGGGAGGGUGGCGAUGGUUGACUGUGCCAUGAGAUACGAGAAUUAUCCAUUCUAA